Callorhinus ursinus (northern fur seal) is the source of this 2616-nucleotide messenger RNA. RefSeq names its product zinc finger protein 24-like. Gene Ontology annotation, molecular function: DNA-binding transcription factor activity, RNA polymerase II-specific; RNA polymerase II cis-regulatory region sequence-specific DNA binding. Gene Ontology annotation, biological process: regulation of transcription by RNA polymerase II. NCBI's taxonomy places the organism in Eukaryota, Metazoa, Chordata, Mammalia, Carnivora, Otariidae. The record is from RefSeq and is a predicted model, not a curated record.
CUCGCAGGAGCGCGAGGCGGCAGCGCCCGACCCCCGCCUUCUCCGCAGCCGCGCCCCCGCCCCUCGCGUCCCGACGGGUCGUGGCUCAGCCGCCGUCCUGGCUCGUUCUUCGGAAGGUGUGGACUGCUGCGCGUCCCCGCGGCCUGCAGGCAGAAUGAUCCCCGAAACUGGCUUCCUGCAAGCCCACUGCAGAAUCCCCUCACCUAAUCCUUAGGGCCGGGGAAACACACCUUAGGGUGUGUCUGAAGGAUGCCGAGUGGGCAGCCGGUGAGAGGCGCACACAAGACACGAGAGGGGCCUCGGUGCGUGGUCCUGAGUUCUGUGCGGGGAGACCGAGGCAGGGCUCCGCAGCCAGCGCCCAGAUGACGGGGUCGCGGCGAGCACUGCAGCCGGUACUGAGGUCUUACCGGGGGCGAGCUCUGAAUCCAACGCCGCCCUGCCCGAGCUUACUCUCAGAACAACCCUACGCAGAAGGUUUAGUUAACCAGUUACUUUCCUGGUCUUGUUAACUGUGCUGCGGUUAUGAGUGUUCCCUGAAAGAUAACACUUGUUAUUGUCCCCUCUGACCAUUGGAGCUGGAAUGGCUGCAGUGUUACUUCCACGGGCUCCUGAAGAGCCAGAGGGGCUCUUCAAAGGAAACAACAAAAAAGGUCCUGCCAAGGUUCAGGGAUCUGGCCCACAGGGGAGCAGCCCAAAAAGCCAGGAGCUAUUCCACCAGCGCUUCCGACAAUUCUGCUACAAGGAGACUCCUGGACCCCGUGAGGCCUUGAGCCAGCUCUGGGUGUUCUGCUGUGAGUGGUUAAGGCCUGAGAUACACAGCAAGGAGCAGAUGUUGGACUUGCUGGUGCUGGAGCAGUUCCUCACCAUCCUGCCCGAGGAGCUCCAGGCCUGGGUGCGGGAGCAGCACCCGGAGAGCGGGGAGGAGGCCGUGGCUGUGCUGGAGGAUCUGGAGAAGGAAUUGGAUGAACCAGACCAGCAGGUUUCAACCCAGACCUGUGCACAGGAAGUGCUUUCUGAGACUUCGGAACCUCUGGAUCCAGCUAAGGAAGCAACAUAUCUCCAGCCUCAACCCAUGGAGAUCCAGCUUAAGGGUGAAUCUCAGGACCCUCAGCACCAACAGGAUUGUGAUGAUGUGAUCGGAACUGAGAAAGGAGAACUGAUUCAAAAGCAGGAGUUUACUGUAGAUAUGGAGUCUCCAAAAACGUUCUCUGGCCAAAUGAAUGGAAAGGUCCCUGAAUGUGGAGAGACCCAAGAACAUGAAGGAUGGACAAAAAGAUAUCAGAGAAACACUUCAACUGAGAAAAGAUAUAAGUGUGACGAAUGUGGGAGAAGAUUCACUCAAAACUCAAGCCUCAUUAGACAUAAAAGAAUCCACGCUGGAGAAAGACCCUAUUCAUGUAAUGUGUGCGGCAAAACUUUCAUCCAGAGCUCUCAACUUAUUGACCAUCAGAGAAUACAUAACCGGUUAAAACCCUAUCAGUGUGAUGAGUGUGGAAAAGCCUUUUAUUACAGUUCACACCUUGUUCCGCAUCAGAGGACCCACACUGGAGAAAAACCUUUCCAAUGCAAUGGGUGUGGGAAAGCUUUUCACUGCAGCUCAGGCCUUGUUCGACACCAGAGGACCCACACAGGAGAGAAGCCGUACCAGUGCAGCGACUGUGGGAAGGCUUUCUGUCUGAGCUCACAUCUGAUUCAGCAUCAGAGAGUCCACACUGGCGAGAAGCCAUACCAGUGCAGUGAGUGUGGGAAAAGCUUCAGCCAGAGCUCAGGCCUCUUCCAUCACCAGAGAAUCCACAGUGGGGAGAAACCCUAUGAGUGUGAUGAGUGUGGAAAGGCCUUCAGCCACAGCUCAGCGCUGGUGGGGCACCAGCGCAUCCACAGCGGAGAGAAGCCCUAUGAGUGUGACGUAUGUGGGAAAGCUUUCCGGCGGAGCUCACACCUCAUUGUACAUCAGCGAAUCCACACUGGAGAGGAGCCCUGGUGAUUGUCGGCGCUCAUUCCUGCAGAACGCCAGAAAAGCACGGCUAGCAGAGGGCGCCACCGUGACAGUGGGGAAUUCUGUGAUCACCGCGGCAGUUGGCACGGCCAUGUGUCAGGCCAUGCUCCGGAGCCGAGACAGGUGAUCCCCAGGCAGCUUACCAAACGAGCACGUCCUUCCACAUGCUCGGACUUCCAUCUCUGAAGCCAGGGCUCAGGAAACCUCAGUGACCCGUAAGAUGGGUACUUGGGGGCUGUAGAGACAGCUGCCGCCCCCUCCCUCCUCCUCCCCCCUGUUUUCUUUGGAGUUAGAAUAACGGUCUUGUCUGAAGUGUGCAUUUAGAGUUAACAUCUCAUCUACAUAAAAAAAAAAUCCUGCAUUUUAGGUUAACUUGAUAAAAGACAUCAGCCUAUCAAUUAUCUACAUGAAAACUUUGUGAAUACAAAAACCACUCUGUAAUCUGGGAUGAACGAUUUGUGCAGGUAGGAAAGGAGGGUGGAUCACGCACAUUCCAGUGACCCCUCACAUCUUCCACCAGAGAUGGCAAACGGGCCAGUGGGCUGUAUUUGGCCUGCAUGUGUAUUUUUCCCAAAUGCUAUUUUCUUCAAUAAUAUAUAAAAUUAUUCCAAAUUUUUAAA